AGUCUCGCAGCAUCCAAAGUUCCGUGGAGUCGCUUUGAAUUUCCAGCUGCGUCCUCAGCAAACGUGGAACACCUCUUACUCUCUCUGUGUGUGGUGAAUCCUGUUCAGUGAACCAUUCCGUGGAAAUCUUAUCCUCCUCCUUUUUUCCGAGCCUUCUCGUCCUGUGCUCAUCCCUCAAACAUACUUUACAUCCUGCACGUAGGGAGAAUAUUGUUGUUUUGUUGUAAGCUGUGUGUGAGUGAUGAAAUGUAGAGAGGAUGUAGAUACGGAGGACAUAUGCAGAGGAGAUUAUCCUGAAGGCAUUAGGCGAGGAUAAAUGGGAAUUUUCCAUCAUUUAUGGAGCUUCUCACGAAAUUCACUUCUGUCACACAAACUCCGUACUGAGGAAUCUCAUAAAUUUGUCAAGGCAACUGCGGAAGGCGCACCAACAGGACAUUCUUCGGGGGAUUUUUUUUAUUCACCCCAACAGUGCGUAAUUAACCUUCUUGGACGACACAUUGAGUUGGAAAAUUGAGAAGGCAUUAAAGCAAGAAUCUCAAGAGGUGCACUGUUCAGCUUUAUAUGACACAGCGGCAAUAAAACAACAUAAUGCGACGUUCAGCAAUAUUAGCAAUUUGGAUGCUUGUCAGCGGUAUCCUCUGUGCACUCCUACAGCCCGUGAGUGCGAGAGUCGCUGGGAAAAUUGGAUACAACAAUAAUUACUACAGUGGACGCUCGUACAGUGGGAUCAAUGAAGAAAUUAUCUACGUGUCCAUUGGAAUGGGAGUCACAAUUGCUGUACUCAUCAGCUUAGCCCUGUGCUACAUAAUGCGGGAAAAAUGCCAGAAAAGACGGGAGUACUACAUAACAGCAUAAAUUUCUAUUAUGGCAAGGAAUUUGCGCGCUGUCUUCAUGCCAUUUUCAUCAGUCGCCCCACCACCCAUCGAGAGUGAUGCUGUAAAGUAUCUCUCUCUCAUUGGAAAAUCCACAUUUUCACCAUUGACAUCAAACCCAACACCAAACAACGUUCAAAAUGAUUAACGAGAGAGAAUCCCCAAAAAGAAGAAGAUGCUGCAUCGAAAUUUUCACAUAGAUUUUGGACCAAAGACAUGAUUGAUGAGAUUUUAUAAUAAUUAAACUACAAGUAAUUUAAUUUUUCCCAUUAAAUUGUAUAGAAUUAAAGCCACAUUUUCUUUACAAUGAUGUGCAUUAAAUGCUCAAAGCAUACCAAAAAAAAUCUCUAAGAGAAUAUUUAAUAAAAAAAAUUAUUUAUCUUAUUUUUUUUAUGAGAAAAAUAAUCUUUUUGUGUAAAUGAGAAAUAAUUUCAUUCAAUUUCAUGUAACAUAAAAUAUGAAAGAAAAUCUACUUAUUAUGUUAAGGAUGAUAGUAUAUUAUACCAAUAUAUGUCCAAUAUAAACAUACGUAGAUGUCCUACUGUUUAACGUAGACCAUGGAGCUUCUGAGAACAUAAAAUGGGAUUUUAUGUUCAAAGAGUAAAUAAAUGUGGGAGGAAAAGAAAAGCUUUUCCACGCAGAGGAAUUAUUUUUUUGAGUAGGAAAGUGCAUGCAAAAAGAAAUAAAAUGUGUUAGAAGUAUGUUGUUCUUGCAGAUGAAUCGGAAGGCGGAAAAUGUACCAUUAGGGAAUGCAAUGUAAUUGUAUAAAAAAGAAUUUUAUUGAAAAUACAAAACAUUGAAAUUCAGAAUCAUA
Lutzomyia longipalpis is the source of this 1686-nucleotide messenger RNA. RefSeq lists its product as uncharacterized. The transcript has 5 exons. The record is from RefSeq and is a predicted model, not a curated record. NCBI's taxonomy places the organism in Eukaryota, Metazoa, Arthropoda, Insecta, Diptera, Psychodidae. The coding region runs from base 589 to 855 and encodes 88 amino acids.